AUGUCGGCCACUGAUAUUAACCAAGAUUUCCCGGUUACUGCUGGAAUUCGCCAAGCUGCGGCUGUGAUUAGGUUAACGGUUGUGGCCUACACGGGGGUUUCCAGGAACUUGGAAUUGUCUGACUAUCCUGAUCAUAACUUGCUUAUUCCUCGCGAUAGAAUUUGUGCUAUCUUGGAUUGCCUUCGAUCAAAUCAGUAUGAAUAUUUCACUGAGACAGUCAAUUUUCUCUACUUGUUGUCAUGCCCUGGGCUGUUUAUUUAUUUUAUUGUUGUUCGAAACGCUCAACUUAUCGCAAGUCUACGUCCUUUUUGGAUGUACCGUCCUUCCGCCGUUUCUAUCCCAAUGUCUCGCUUUAUGUAUUUCUUUGUUGAGCCGAAGAUGAUGAUUGUAUAUACCGCAGAGGAAGAUAAAGAAUAA
Molecule: messenger RNA, 417 nt
Organism: Dicrocoelium dendriticum
Lineage: Eukaryota; Metazoa; Platyhelminthes; Trematoda; Plagiorchiida; Dicrocoeliidae
Source: the annotation of a GenBank genome assembly